UUAUUUUUGAAGCGCUCCAAGGACGCCGGUUGUUGUUGCCGAUAAGCAGCGAGGGGCAGCUCCGCCUCAGCAGGCACAGCUCCCUGCAGGUUUCCCAUCUGCCCCAGAAAACAUUGUUUCAUCUUGGUGAGCAGCCUCCCUGCAAACCUGCUGCGGGCUCCGUGGUAGUCUCCACGAUGCUACACUCGUGCAGGCUGGCGGUCUACACGCUGCUGGGACUGGGGUUCCUGCUGGUGAGGGGGCUGCCCCUACCCUGCCCCUCCAGUUGCCAGUGCUAUGACACCUCCAAAGUCUUCUGCUCGGAGGAGAGGAUGCGGGAGAUCCCAGUGGGCCUGCCAGGGAACGCCACCCAGCUCUUCUUUGUGGAGACGGCCCUGAGAAGUGUCCGCAGUGGGGCUCUGGGCUUCAGCACCACCCUCACCAAGUUGGUCUUCCUCAACAAUAACAUCCAGGACCUGGAGGACGGUGCCUUUCAGGGGCUGCCCGGCCUCACCGAGCUGGAAGUGUCAGGUAACCCCUUGCCAGCAGUCAGCCCCAGGUUGCUGGCGGGUCUGCCCAGCCUCAGCAAGCUCUCCCUGGGUGCCAAUGCCCUCCGCUCCCUGCAGCCAGGGCUCUUCGCCUCUGCCUGCUGCCUGCAGGACCUGCGCUUGCCGGGGAACAGGAUCGAGGCACUGCCCCCCGGCAUCUUCCGCCCGCUCCGGCACCUCCAGACCCUGGACCUCUCGCAGAACGUCCUGACUGAGCUGCCAGCAGAGCUGCUGGUGCCCCUCACCGCCCUCCGCCUCCUCAAGCUCAGUGACAAUCUGCUGGCGCGGCUGCCCCACGGAGCUUUUGGGGCGCUGGGCCUGCUGGCCGAGCUCCACCUGGAUGGGAACCGGCUGGAGGAGCUGCCAGCCAACGCCUUUGCGGGGCUGGGGGUGCUGCGGCGGCUGCAGCUGCAACACAACGCUCUGGGCAGCCUGUCCCCUGACAUCUUCACUGGUCUCCCGAACCUCACCGUCCUCAGCUUGGAGGGCAACCGCCUGGCCACCCUGCCUGCCACCCUCUUCACCGGCACCCCUCGCCUCCUCCACCUUUCCCUGGCUCGCAAUGGGCUGGAGAUGCUGCCCCAGGGACUCUUUGCCAACCUGUCUGUGCUUCAGACCCUGGUGUUGUCAUAUAACUCCAUAGACCACCUUCCCGCCGGGGUUUUCCAGGGUCUGGCGGAGCUGGCAACGCUGCAUCUGAGCCACAACAACCUCUCCAGCCUGCCGGCCGGGCUGCUGAGAGGGCUGCCCCUCCUCACUGCCCUGGCGCUGGACCACAACCGCCUGGCCCGCCUGCCUCCGGGGCUCUUUGAUGCCAAUGAGGAGCUGGUGCGAGUGGGGCUGGGCAGCAAUCCCUGGGUCUGUGAUUGCCACCUUGCCUAUCUCCUGAGCUGGCUCCAGGGCUUUGCCGAGCCCCUCACCCAUGCGCAAGCCUCCUGUGCCAGCCCAGCUGCUCUCCAGGGACGGUCCCUGCUGGAGGUCCCCAACAGGCAGCUGCAGUGCCCGGGAGCACCGGGUGUCACCCCGGAGGAGGGCUGGAACGGGGAGCACGGUCCAGGGCAGUGCACCUACAGGAACCCCGAGGGCACCGUAAGCAUGACCUGUGAUGCCACAAGCUGCCAGCAGCUCAGCCUUCACCUUCCUCCUCCUUCUCCUCCUCCCAGGCAGGCAGCGGGGCUGGGGCCGGUGUACCAGGGUGCCUGGGUGCUGCACUCCCGCUGUGGCACACUGCAGGUCAAUGUGCUGGUCACCGCACAGAGCAGGGAUGAGGCCACAUCUCCAGGUCUUCCCACUGCGCCCUAGAGCUCGGGCAGGAGCCUGAUUCUGCUCCACUCUUGCACUGGCAGCCUCUGAACCAGCCUGGGAAACAGCACCCCGUCUUGAUCGGCUACCCCUACUAUGGUCAGCAGCUGUCACCGAGCUCUCCACAAAAGCUGAGCUGGUGGUAUUUAUUCUUCCAGCUGUGUGCUUCCUGUAUAUUUCAAAUGUAAUUAAAAUAUAUAUAUUA
Pezoporus flaviventris is the source of this 2034-nucleotide messenger RNA. Its product is annotated as carboxypeptidase N subunit 2-like. The transcript is spliced from 2 exons. The record is from RefSeq and is a predicted model, not a curated record. Lineage: Eukaryota; Metazoa; Chordata; Aves; Psittaciformes; Psittacidae. Gene Ontology annotation, cellular component: plasma membrane. Bases 177 to 1829 code for a protein of 550 amino acids. Gene Ontology annotation, molecular function: protein binding.